AUGAACACUCCUAGUAGGUGUCUUCAAACUAGUAGCGAUAUAACGAAAACGACAAUCACACUGUGCCACGUUUUCACACUCUCUGUACAGUUUUUGGUACAGUUGUCGCGUCGUCGUGAACAUGCCACAAAGAUAUUAUUGGGGGACGCCUCUGCUCCUACAUAUUCACUUCUGCUGAUGCCAAGCAACCAUACUCUAUUACUAUUCCCGGCGAUGUCUAUAAUUCCACUCAUCACAUUGAUGUCACUCAUCACCUCCAGGCAAUCUCGUCUUCAGCGAUAG
Amoebophrya sp. A25 is the source of this 282-nucleotide messenger RNA. The record is from the annotation of a GenBank genome assembly. NCBI's taxonomy places the organism in Eukaryota, Dinophyceae, Syndiniales, Amoebophryaceae.